GAUAACGAAAAAACACCACGGUGGACAACAUUAUCCAAUGCAAAGAACAUUUCUUAAGGCAGGGGAUCCGCCUGUAGAUUCGAAAGAGAAUGUGACAUCAGGCCAGAAUGAAACCAGUCGAUAUUACCAUGACCAGUCUGUACUCGAAGAUAAACACGUCAGAAAUAAGUUAGAUAUACAAUCUCAACUUGAAAGCAAAAGGCAUUCUAGUAAAAAAAAUCUAUCUGCUGAUCGAACUGAUUUUGAUAUGCCAAGGGCCAUUUAUUAUCAUAAUAGCGGAGGACAAAAUGCAGAGUCUUCCUCAGGCAAACGUCAGCCGAUUGUAUCGACAACGAAUUCUGCUCAAUUCCAAAGAGGGAAAGGAAACCUCGUCCGAAGAGGGCUGCAUGUUAGUCCAGACCGAAACGAGUUAGGUGGUAGUUUGCAUAAAACGGCACUUGAUAUACAUGAGAGAAACGACGAACAACCAACAAUGAACAGUUUACAGAACAACAACAAAAGGACACUGAAAGAAUAUGAGUCAACAUCUCCGUUUUCUUUUCAAAAAACGACGAUGAGCUCUGAGGAACUAUCAAAUCGUUCUUCAGAAACCAUAUACAGGCGUAAAUACAGUGGAAAUAAAGAUCAAAAUGAUCAACAUGGUAUGCUUUCGGGAAGCGGUCAAAGUAACAGACGUAACGAGAGAAAAACUGUUGAAAAGUUUAAAUCCUGUUUAGUGCCCGACACUGAUGCACAAUCAUUCUACCAAAGCCACACAGAAAACAAUAUUGAAUACAUCGAUGGAUGUAGACCUAAAAAACAAAGCAUGAUACAUCCAGCCAAGAGUGGAUCUACUCCCAGUAAGGAUACCAAAAUGGGUAAUAAGGAAUCUAAUAUUUAUCAGUCAACGACUAGAGAUGAAAGACAUGAUGAUAAACUAUCAAUCACAGGAACUUCUAACCAUGAACCAGUCGGCUACGGUUUUCCAUUUCUAAAAGCAAUGGAAAACAACGACGCGUCUCACAUUGUUAUGGAACUAACGAAAAAAGAUAUCGCAUUACGAAAAUGUAUUGUAAGAACAAAGUUAGAUCCAGAAUUGCUGUUGCUCUUCCUUAAAGUGUUGAACAAAGCUUUCGAAAGUGUAGAUGUGCCAACCGCGCUUUAUACACUUUUUGAAAUAUUAUGCGAAGAGGGUUUUUGGGAAGCUCUUCUAACAUUCUUGAUCGACCUGCAGUCAAGUUCCGACUCCGAUAAAAAACACCCUGUUGUAACAUGUGUGACGGAAAUUAUGACAAAUCAAGUGGCCAAAAAUCCAAUGUCUAUCACUGUAUUUAGAAGGUUGUUUACAAUUAUAAAAAUGAUCGCUGAUGACCCAGCAAACGCUUCUGGUAUUAGCGAUUUAACAAGGGAAUCAUUGAACGAUUUUGCUGAUCUUAAUAAUGCUUAUAGAAAAGACGAAAAACCAUUUGAACACAGUCAUGAAGGUAAACCACCAGACGACUUUAGAACCAUUCCGGUUCUUCCGAGAAUAGAAGAAAUCAAAGGCUUCAUUCAACCAUUUCUACGAAAGAACAAACUGAGCGGACAAUACGAAGACGUAGAUGAUUAUUUAGAUGUACAAUUUAGACUUCUAAGAGAAGAUUUUAUUGGCCCUUUAAGGGAUGGCAUCACGGAGUACAUAAAGCACAAUGAAAACAAAACUAAACCAAACGUUAGAAAUACUGAUGUUCGUUUAUACCGAAACGUAUUUGUUGUUGGACCAGAACUUACUGAAUUUGGUUUAAGUUUCAAAAUGAAAAUGGAAAUGACACCUGGACUAAGAAAAAUACAUUGGGAGUUAGGAAAACGUUUGAUAUAUGGAUCAUUGGUUUGUCUUUCCGUCGAUGAAUUUGACACGCUUGUUUUGGCUACCGUAGUUGACAAUAAAAAGAUAAAAGACGGGAUAUUUACUGUUUUUAUUGAAGAUGAAAACGUAAAGAUAUCAGAAGUGCUAAACAGAAACUUUAUUGUGGCUGAAUCUACUGUGUAUUUUGAAUCUUACAAACAUGUUUUAUCUGGGCUUCAAUCCAUUAACGAAACGAAUUUCUCAUUUGCAAAACAUAUUGUAUAUAGCCAACCUAAAAGCUCCCCACCUGCUUAUUUAGAUCACCAAACAUCUUUUGAUUUGUGGCCGUUGAUACACGACGACUACACAAUUGUUCACCCUAGCCAUAUUCGAAACGAGAUGCAAAGGUAUCACAAGCGUAUUGUGUCACAAGAAAACAAAAAGUCUGCACGUGUGAAAGUACUUGACAAAUCCUCAUGGCCAGCAAAGGAAAGCCUACAAUUGGACGGCUCGCAGCUGCAAGCCAUACAGAACGCACUAUCAAGAGAAUUUGCAAUUAUUCAAGGCCCACCAGGUACGGGUAAAACUUACAUUGGUCUUAAGUUGGCAAAGAUUUUACUUCACAACAAAGACACAUGGGGCAAUGAUAGAGGAAUGGCCUCACCGAUGUUGAUAGUUUGCUAUACAAACCACGCACUUGAUCAAUUUCUGGAGGGAGUUGCGCAAUUUUAUCGCGGAGACUUGGUGCGCGUUGGUGGCCGUUCGACGAAUGAGCGUUUAAAAAACUAUCAAUUGAAACAAUAUCGGAUGGGCGCUUACAGUCCUCGGAGCGCAAUCGGGAAAAUGAAGCAAUUAAAAGACUCGGCACGUAAGGAUUUUGACGAUUCUAAAACUAAAAUCCGCGAGUUAACCAUUACUAUACAAAUCUGUUUACAAACUAUAAUCAAUGAAGAAACAUUACGUGAUGUAUUGAGCGAUGGGCAAUUCCAAUCAUUGCAAACAAAUACAAUAUCAACGAAUACCGAUGAUUCUGCUCAAUCAACUAUAGCUCAUUGGCUACGAACGGACUUGAUAGAGCAUGAGUGCAGACUGGCAAUUUACGAAGGCCCCAAUGAAGAUGAGGAUUUGGAAAACAGCAUUCAUGUAACAACAGGAAACGAAAGAUCUGCUAGUAUUCUUUUCGAAGAUAUACUACCCGAGUUUGACACAUCUGAGGUUACAAUAUUGUAUCAAGCCAGACGGAAGAUACUCUCAGGUUAUAAUGUCACUAAGGAACACGUGCAUGAAAUACUAAAUCAUAUAACCAAGAUUCGUUUUAAUUUAAAUGAAAUAGAUUUAAAUAUCAAAGAAGUUAAAAGCAAUGAGGAAUUAUCCAAAAAAGAACAGAAAAACAAAAUUAAGGAACUGCGAAGAGCUCAAAAGAGACUGAAGCAAGAAGAAAAUGAGCUUCAGUUUCGCUUAAAAAAAGAACAAUUACUUCGGAAAUCUGUCAAGAACAAGAUACCAAAUCUAAUUUUAAGUCAUGAUUUAAUGACACACCAAGAAGUAUGUGAUAUUGACGACAUUUGGAAGCUCAACCUUAAAGACAGAUGGAGACUUUAUCGAAGCUGGGUGCAAACAUAUUGUUUGUAUUUAUACCAUAAGAUUGAACAAGAAAAGGAAGGUUUUAAGAUCACAGCUAAACGAUACAAAGAGGCACAAAUGCUCGAAGAUCGAGAAAUAUUGCGACAUUCAUCCGUUAUCGGAAUGACAACUACAUGCGCUGCUCGAUACCUCAGCACUCUACGGGACAUAAAACCUCCGAUUGUGAUUGUUGAGGAGGCGGCUGAAGUAUUGGAAGCUCAUAUCAUCACGACGCUCAGUGAUGGAUGCAAGCACCUUAUUUUGAUAGGUGAUCACAAACAGUUGCGACCAAAUCCAUCGGUUUACAAACUGGCUAUCAGAUACAAUCUGAACAUAAGCCUUUUCGAACGCAUGGUCAAUAACGGAGUGCCACGCGAUUGCUUAGAGCUUCAGCACAGGAUGAGACCAGACAUAGCGGACAUCAUGCGGCAUAUUUACCCAGGUCUGCAAGAUCACAACCAUGUGCGAUUCUACGGCGAUGUUAAAGGCUUAGCAAAGAAUGUCAUGUUCAUCAAUCAUAACGAACCAGAAAUUUCAAAUGGCGAGUUCAAAAGUUAUGCUAAUCCAUUUGAAGCCGAUUAUGUUGCUAAACUGGCAAAACAUCUUUUGCUACAAGACUACAAUGGGUCUCAAAUAACCGUUCUCACCACAUACACAGGUCAGUUACUUGAAUUACAAAGACGAAUGAACCGCGACGAAUAUGCAGAUGUAUAUGUUACCGUAGUAGAUAAUUAUCAAGGAGAAGAAAAUGAUAUUGUUAUAUUGUCACUUGUUAGAAGCAACCAUGAAAAUCGAAUAGGGUUUUUGAAAACUGAAAAUAGAAUUUGUGUUGCUCUUUCACGAGCAAGAAUGGGAUUCUUCGUAGUUGGUAAUUUUGACCAAUUAUCAUCUGUGUCGUCUUUGUGGAAAGCUAUUACAGACGACAUGAUGAAACGGGGUUCUAUCUCAAGUGGAUUACAACUCCGCUGCGCUAAUCAUCCAAACGACCCACCGAAAAUUGCAAAAACGGCCAUGGACUUCCAUGAUGCUCCACUAGGCGGGUGUACGAAAAUGUGUGAAGCAAGACUGAAUUGUGGCCAUACUUGUCCACUGAAGUGUCAUAUAAAAGAUCCCUCUCAUAAAUUGUUGAAGUGUCAAAAACCAUGUUACCGACUUUGUGAACGGAGCCAUCAGUGCACAGGAAAAUGUUAUCAAGAUCCUUGCCCACCAUGUGCAGUAAUUGUUACGAUGACCAUUCCACAAUGCAAGCACUUGCAAGAUAUCGAAUGUCACUUGGAUCCUUCUAAAGUUAUUUGCAACACCAAACCUUGUCCUACAAUUCUCGAUUGCGGACAUCCAUGUACCCAUGCAUGCGGUUAUUCGCAUACUGAAAACUGUGAAUAUGAAAUUGAAAAGAAAUUUUUCUGUGGACAUACAUGUAAAAUUCGUUGUUUCCAGAAAAAUUUAGAACAAUGUCCACAGCCUUGCGGCAGUAUACUACAAUGUGGCCAUGAAUGUGUUGGUACGUGUGGUUCUUGCUUAAAAGGAAGAUAUCACGACAGAUGCAGACAGAAAUGCAGUCGUAUUUUAAUAUGUGGUCAUCAAUGCGAAUCACCGUGUGCGCAUUGUUUGCCAUGUGAUCAGAAAUGUCAAAACAAAUGCGUACAUAAUACAUGCAAUAAACUGUGUGGCAUCCCAUGCACGCCUUGUAAGGAACCAUGUACAUGGUCUUGUAAACAUGAUCAAUGCUCCAAACUUUGCAGUGAACCAUGUAAUCGGCCACCAUGCAACAAACCUUGCGAAAGAAUAUUAAACUGCAACCACAUAUGCAUUGGUUUGUGUGGUGAGCCGUGUCCACACCUUUGCCGAAUUUGUGAUAAAGAAAAAGUUACUGAGAUUUUCUUUGGCUAUGAAGACCUCCAAAACGCACGAUUCGUAAAACUGGACGACUGUGGGCAUGUACUUGAAUCCACAGGUCUUGAUUACUACAUGAAUAUGAAAGAUGAAACCGGAGAGCUUUGUUUUAAAUGCUGUCCAAAAUGCAAAACGCCUAUUCGCAAAUGUGUGAGAUAUGGAAAUAUUGUGAACAAGCAGCUUCGAGAUAUUGAACAAGUCAAGAUAGCAACUCUCGGUGGAUCAUUCGGAAAAUUGAAAACAAUGUUGGACGCGGAAACGAAGUUUUUGUUGAAACAAAAAAAUCCAAUAUCUAAGUCAAGCUACGCAUCAAUAUCAGCUACGGAGCUCGCUUUAAAAAGUUGUAAUGCUGCGAUCAGAAAUGCUUACUUCAAAAUUCAAAAGCGGAUAACGUCCCUAAAAGAAAACAAAAGUUGUGUUAUUUUAUCUGAUCAAGUUAUUCAAACAAUAAACGUUCAACUUCAAGUAAUACAUAAGUUCGAAACUUUGUUUGUGAUGACAGUGAACACACAAAGAAUGUCGUUUUUUGACGACAUUGUUAAAAAAGUUGCAGAAGCUCGUUUUGUAUUUUCUGAGCAAGAACUAAUGGAUAUAAACACCGAAUUAAACCGAGCCCAAUUGUACUUCAAGUGUUAUAAACUGGAGAAACAUUUGAAACGAGUUGGUAAACAUUCCAGAGUAGUAAAUGACAUUAAAUUUGUGAGGAACAAAUUGUUUUCGUUUCAUGUAUUAACUGCAGAUGAAUUUGUUCAAGUGCGUGCCUGCUUGGAUCGCAUGAAGGACAUGACUAUGAUUCCAGGGCUUAAGAUAACUGAAGAAGAGCGGAUUUCAAUAACACAGGCAAUGAAACUAAACAAGGGUCAUUGGUUCAAGUGCCCGAAUGGGCACGUUUACGCCAUCGAUGAUUGCGGAGGGGCAAACCAAAGGUCAAAAUGUCCAGAAUGCAAGGCGGACAUUGGUGGGGAGAAUCAUCGACUAGCGGAAGGGAACCAGUUGGCGUCGGAAAUGGACGGAGCAACGUUUGCAGCGUAUUCAGAAGAGGCGAAUAACCUUGGGAACUUUAACCUCGAUGAUCUUCAUUAAACUUGUAUGAAACAUGUUUUUAAAUGCAGUGCUUUGUACCAAAUAGACAAAAGAUUGCAGUUGGUAGGACUAUAUUCCUUAAAGUUUCUGUAAAGCAUUUAAACCAUUACGAAAUGGUUGAAAUUACAGGGCUCGACGUGCCCUUCGUAUUUAUUGUUUUAUAAUACACAUGCUUAUUCAUCCGAAUUAUAACCGUUAAAAUAUUCAUAUAUUUUGCGAUAAAUAACCCGACUGAAAUCAGCAAUCUCUUUGAAAAGACGAAUUUAAAUUUGUUUAACUGUGUUCGCAUAAUUACCGUUUUGUUUAACUAUUUAAAGAUAGUUGGUCUUUUAAUGUUGUUACAUUUCAAAUUUCAAAGAGUUUCAUACACGUUUUUAAGAAGCCAUUGACAUUUCGCAGCGAUGUUUUGCGUCACGACCCACUUGAGGCAGCAACUGUGUAGGGGUGUGUGAGUGACGUUACUAAAAAUCGUCCUCCCUAUUAUUAAAUAUAAUUAUUUCAUGCUUGUCUCAAUUAAACUGGGUCUAAAAUAGAAGAAUAUCUUAGGCUGAUCUUUGAAAUUGUAACACUGACAAAGACAUACAACUUUAAGAAUUAAUACACAUGUAUAUAAUUGUUAUAUAAAUGCAAAUUCCAUGUAUAUCAACGCUUUGUAUGUUGAGCAUUUAGAAUCAAUUUUGCACCAGCGUAUUUAUUUCAAAAGAAAUAUUGUUUAGGAAUACAAUGUUCUACAUGUUCUACAAUACAUGGGCAUAUAGGCUGUACAUGUAAUGCAUUUUGUCACACAUAUUGAAAGAACAAGUCAACAAAUUAGUAUCACGGUAAUGGUUCUAUUUUGCAGAAAUAUUUAAUUGACCAUAUAUAUUUUUUUAUGGAUGUCUAUCGUUUAACUUUUGCAAACGUAUGUAUAUUUUUAAAGCGUAUCUAAAGUAUUUGUAUUUUAAAACGCACGGUUUAAUGCUGCGUAGUUCUGUAUAAAUUUCAUUAGCAAUUAAAAAGUAGAAGUAUUUUUAAUUAAAAGCUUAAUUGUUAUACUGAUAUUUGCGAAUCAUUUACUUGAGCCAUGAUGUAUGUCUAAACGUUACCGUUUUAGCUCGACUAUAUAAGAAAAGGCAAGUUAUUAUUCUCUUCCCAUCGUCAGCGUCGGCGUCCGAGCUAUGUUAGUAAGUUAUUCAGGAUUGAGUUGAGAAAGUUCAAUCAAACUUUAAAUAUAAAUUCCAUAUAUUAAAAUGAAGCAGAAAGCUAAGUUUGGUAACUCUAGUUCAAACUUUGUCAAUAUUAGGGACGAAUUUACAUCUGCACUGUAUACGCAGAUUACAGAAAAGCUAAAGAUGUCGGUAAGCUAGUUGAUCAGGAAUAAGUUGAAUAAUUUUAUUCAAACUUAAAAUAUGUAUUUCGAAUAUUAAAAAGACCAUAACGACUAAUUAACUCUGUUGUUCAAAAAGUCAACAUUAGGCGACAGGUAAAAAUUGGAAAUUAAUUUGUUCAUCAUUGGCAAGUAAAAGUGUUUCGGUAAGCUAGUUUUUCUGGCUUGAAGGAGUUCGAUCUAAAUUAAAACGUAGACUUUAGCUUCCAGAGGUCCCGGGUUCAAAUCCAUGGGAUGGUAUUUUGUAUUGCACUUCUUCAUUACCAUUGUGAUUACUUACUUUUAUAACAACUAAAGAUGUGUUAGUAAAUAUAUUAAAUCACAUUGUUCAAAAAUACGAAAAUCUGUUCCUUUUAAGCCCCUUUAAUACAAUAACAUAUUAUCGAAACUAAAUUUUAGAUUUCGGAUACAGAGUAUAUUUAUAAUGAUAUGAACGCUCUAUGUUAAUUCAACUAAGCCUUUCCUUGUCUAUCUUUGAACAUAUUUUGCUUCCCGCUAAAAUGGAAAGAUGAAACUCUGAAUCGGUUUUAAAAAUGCCGGAGUAUGUAAAGAAAAUGGCAUAAAAGUAGGAGCAUCAAUCGUUCUUAUGUUUUUAUAACUACAAUGUCAUUAACUUUAGGCCUUUACUACAAUUUAUUACGAAUAUGACGUCUGUGUGUGUUUUCCAAUUUAUUGUAUAAAAGUCUUUGAUAUAAAUCAGGAAUACAACCCAAUAAACACAAACGUUUGAAAAUAAAACUUAUACUUAUUGUUUGAUAGGUUUAUUGAUUGGCACGCACUUGCGAUCCAUAUGCAUAUGCUAUAAAACGUCAUCCGCAAAGAAAACAAAUCGUCUACUGUUUAAAUUAGCAUGGCAUUUGCUUUGUUUAUCAUGCGUUAAAUCAAUACAAUAAUUGCAUUGUACUGUGUAUUGUUCAAGUAUUAAUAACAUUUAAACACGUUUUUGAACACUACUUACUGCAUCUUAUGUGUAAUUAAAAUACUUUUUUUGUAUUUUUGUUUGUUCUUAAACAGUAUGUUUUACCAUUUUAUCAUAUUAAAAUGAUUUAACUUAGUAUUUUCUUUUGUAAUGCAAAUUAAUGCAUUGAUGUUUUGUUAUGCGAUGUGACAUGCUAUAAUGUGACGUGAUGUAAUGUUAUGUAAGAAAGUAUGACAGAAAUUCGUAUAUCUGUGUAGUUUUACAUUCAUUGAUAUUAUUGUCCGUAGUAUAUUAUUUAAUAAUCAAUAACGGGAAACAUGCUGUCCGGAUUAUUAACAAGCUGUUUUUUUAUUAAUUCCCAAUGACGAUAUACAAAAGGGAUUUUUUUUGCUCUUAGUUUAUGGUCGAAUUUUAUUUCCCUAGUUGUUGCAGAAAACAAACUUAUUACGAACGACACAUUUGGGCAUAAGAAAGAAACAUGUCGGGGAAAUAUGGAAACUUGUUUCUAUUUAAAAAAGAUAUGAUAUGUACUAGCUCAAUAAAAUCAAUACUAUAUAUAAGUAAAUGUUUAUUUUGUUAUUUGUCAACAUAAAUAUCAGCGAAUAACAUGAAAACGAGUGCAUAAAUACAGCAUGUUUUUCGUAAAACACGCGUGUAUAUGUAAGUGUUUUAGAUGGUCUUUUGCAAAUGCCGAUUCUUUAUAUUGCAUUUCACGGGUAUAAAGAAAGAGGCCUUUUUAAUGAUAUUGGCACGUCCGUAGCUAAUUGUGUAAAAUUCCUUUAAACACUUUGGCGUUUUUAUUUGUGGCGUUUCCAUGAUUAAUAAAAUGUAUGUAUUUUUUUAACUCUAUAUGUCAGCGUGUGUUUAUAUUUGUAUGUGUAGGUAUUUUAAAUUAUGAUAUGUCCAAACGUGUUUACAUCACUUUCUUCAAUUAUAUUAAAUGGUAGCAUAUCAAUAAAAUGGUUUAACGACAUUAUUUCAACCUGUUUGGUCUCUUUUUAGUUGUAGAUAUUUUAUUGAUGGAGUCACUACAUUUUGAUUAAACAAAAUAUUCAUUGUUACAUUUUCCUUUGUAUUAAUUAUAAUGUUUUGAACAGGAAAUUGAAGACUAUGUAAAUUACAUUUUAUAACAUAACAUACGGACAUUUACACUUCUCUUUGUGUACCUAAAUACAAAUUCAGUUUUUUAUACCCGAUGUCUCAUGUUGAAAAUAAAGCA
This is a messenger RNA of Dreissena polymorpha, 9907 nucleotides long. Its product is annotated as NFX1-type zinc finger-containing protein 1-like. The transcript has 2 exons. Gene Ontology annotation, biological process: regulatory ncRNA-mediated heterochromatin formation. Gene Ontology annotation, cellular component: nuclear RNA-directed RNA polymerase complex. NCBI's taxonomy places the organism in Eukaryota, Metazoa, Mollusca, Bivalvia, Myida, Dreissenidae. Bases 38 to 6403 code for a protein of 2121 amino acids. Gene Ontology annotation, molecular function: helicase activity. The record is from RefSeq and is a predicted model, not a curated record.